Molecule: messenger RNA, 837 nt
Organism: Oncorhynchus kisutch (coho salmon)
Lineage: Eukaryota; Metazoa; Chordata; Actinopteri; Salmoniformes; Salmonidae
Exons: 5
Coding region: 37-837 (266 amino acids)
Biological process (GO): regulation of cell differentiation
Cellular component (GO): membrane
Source: RefSeq, a predicted model, not a curated record
UCUAUCCCCUCACUCUCACCCAGACACUCAGUUCAUAUGUGUCUCUUGUGUCUAACAGCAGACAUGUCUACAGGAGGAGUACACCGUGGCUUCCUCAGAAAAUAUGGUGGUUUCAAGCUGUUUAAGCAGUGGAAAGAGCGCUACCUGGUGCUGACAGUAGAAGGCAGUCUGAGGGUGUGUCGCGAUGCAGAGAGUCCUCCUGACCAGGUGGUGGCACUGCAGUGGAACUGUGAGGCCAUCGUAGAGGGCAGGGAGAUCCUGGACCUACCCCGGCUUCCCCCAGGGGGAAGGAGAGACUGCUGCUUCGCCCUCAUCCUGCCCCAGGAAAAGUUCCUGUUACUACUGGCUGACAGCCCAGAGGACUGCAGUCUCUGGCUGAAGUUGAUCAGGAAAGUGAGAGAGGGUGUGAUGUCAACGCUCGUCCUGCAGAGACAGCAGAGUCUGACCCCGAGCCUCACCGCCCACAUCACAGACAGAGACCCCCAACCUGACACUCCCAUCGACAGGGACACUGCCUCGCCACGGGCGACAGUGAGCACCUCGACCCCCACCGCCACCCCGACUGGCACCCCGACCGUCACCCCCACCACCACGCCCUCAGCCUCCCGGGCCGGGUCCUUCAGAGACAACAGCCUGGGCAAAGCCUCCGGCCUGCAGGAUCUGGGCCCGCUGGGCCACGGUGGAGGGGUGGGGAGCUUCUCAGAGAUGGGAGGGGGGUCGGGUGGGUCCUUCCAUUGUAGUCAGGACGUAGACAACCCCCCACAAUUCAACAGCUUCGACUUCGAGGGAGGAGACUCCGACUUUGAUGCCUUUGAUUGCGGAGGGUUUGCUUUUUAA